AUGUUCCCUGUACGAAACGCAGUCGCUCGCGGGGUUUCGAGACAAUGGCUAAGGCCAUCGUCUCUUUCCCUACAACAGUCGAGAGCUUUUGCUUCCCCAGCCUCUGCGCCUUUCACCUAUGAAGUCUCGGAGGCUGCCGGUACCAAAACUGUUUCUAAGGACACCGGUUCUCCCACUUCUUCUUUAGCCGUCGUUAUAAAAGCUGGUAGCAGAUACCAGCCAUUACCCGGUCUCUCUCAUGCGCUUGAGCACUUCGCAUUCAAGAGCACUUUAAAACGAUCCUCUCUAUUCAUUACUAGAGAAGUUGAGCUCAUGGGUGGUGUAUUGGAAACUUCUCUGUCGAGGGAAAACAUCGUUUACAAGGCCAGGUUUCUUAGGGGCGACCUACCCUAUUUCGCUGAGCUCUUGGGCGAUGUCGUUACAAAGACUAAGCUUAUCCCUUACGAAUAUACCGAGCGGGUAAUACCCACUAUGGAGAAUGAGGUCAACGUUGCAUACUCCAACCCCAGCUAUGUCGCAUUGGAGUCCGCUCACGCCAGUGCCUACCACCAUGGCUUAGGCCUUGACAAGCUCUCGGUUGUCAGGAAGAACUUCGGUGUCGAGGAAAUUGCCGACUUCGCCGGCGCAGCCUUCAACCAAUCUAACCUGGUUGUUGUUGGUUCCGGUGUUCCUCAUGCCGAACUCAACAAGUACACAACCGAGUUCUUUGCAGAUGUCCCAGCUGGAAAGGCUCUCACGGCCCAUGCCCCCACCUACUAUGGUGGCGAGAGCAGGGCGUGGUCUAGGUCCGGAAACUCCGUGGUUAUCGCCUUCCCAGGAUCUGCUGGAGGCCCCGCAUUCAAGGCCGAAUUGAGCAUCCUAUCCUACAUUCUAGGAGGACAAUCUACCAUCAAGUGGUCUUCAGGAAACUCCCUCCUAGGAAAAGUCAUUGAGAAACACCCAGGUGUUACAGCCGUCUCCAAGAACAUCACCUAUUCUGACACCGGUCUGUUUUAUAUCGCCGUCGACGGCCCUGCAUCUUCCCUUGUCAAGGCCCUUCCAGACGUUGUGAGCGCCAUCAAGAGUGUAUCAAGCAUCACUGCUGAAGAUCUCAAGCGAGCUAUCCAGAAUGCCAAGUUUGAUUUCUACACUGCCGCUGAGGAAAACGCUCUUUCACUGGAGUCGAUCGGUCAAAGCAUUAUCACCACUGGCAAGAUCCCACAAGUUCAGGAGUCCAUUAAGUCUUUGGAGAGCGUUACCCUUGAUAGUGUCAAGAAGGCCGCUUCGACCAUUCUUGCCGGCAAGGCCGCCGUUGGUACCGUUGGUGACCUUCACAUCCUCCCAUACGCCUCUGAUAUCGGCUUGAAUGUAUAA
This is a messenger RNA of Orbilia oligospora ATCC 24927, 1353 nucleotides long. RefSeq lists its product as uncharacterized. NCBI's taxonomy places the organism in Eukaryota, Fungi, Ascomycota, Orbiliomycetes, Orbiliales, Orbiliaceae. Bases 1 to 1353 code for a protein of 450 amino acids. Gene Ontology annotation, cellular component: mitochondrion. The record is from RefSeq and is a predicted model, not a curated record. Gene Ontology annotation, molecular function: metal ion binding. The transcript has 4 exons.